Molecule: messenger RNA, 1825 nt
Organism: Polyodon spathula (Mississippi paddlefish)
Lineage: Eukaryota; Metazoa; Chordata; Actinopteri; Acipenseriformes; Polyodontidae
Gene: cunh11orf68
Product: chromosome unknown C11orf68 homolog
Exons: 2
Coding region: 262-1020 (252 amino acids)
Source: RefSeq, a predicted model, not a curated record
AUAAUUUCGCACCAGUAAUUAAAGGGUUAACGACCCCUCUGCUGCCCCCUGCUGGCAGUUUGUGAAACAGCGCCCCAAAAAACCCUGUGUUAAUAAAGUUGCUUCAGAAUAGUUGUGGAGACUCAGAGAGAGAUCUUUCAAAUAAAAAUAGUUUUUAUGUUAAAUAAAAACUUUAAAAAAAAAAACACACACACAAAACACCCUUCUAUAGCCAAGCAGGGAGCAGCGUGGCCUCAGCUGGCUUAUUGAGGAUCGAAGACCAUGGAGCUGCCCGGGGGAGAGGGAGAGGGAGAAGGGGAGCAGCGUCCGCCCGUUCCCUUCGCAGCGGAGAGCUAUGCUGCUGAGGCCAUGGCGGCCGACAUGGACCCCUGGGUGAUCUUCGACGCCAGAAAGACCCCCAGGGCCGAGUUCGAGGACUGGCUGGAGACUUACUGUCCGUCCCGAGUGCGCCGGUUCGGGGACCCAGAGAGGAACGCGGGUCCCGUCGGGUGGAUUGCGGUGUACAGCCCGGAUUACGUCCCCAGUGUGGGUGACGUGGUAGCCCUGCAGCAGGACUGGGAGAGGCUGCAGGCCAGCGGGAGGCCGGUGAACUUCGACACGGUCAAGGAGCUGGCCCUGAACAGCGGCGUGCUGACCGGGAAGUGGCUGAUGCAUCUGGAGUCCGGGUUCAAGGUGGACCACGCCUGGGAGGGCAUCGCCCGCGCCACCCUCGACGGCCGCAUCGCCAUGGCGAAGGUGAGCCCCCGCGGGCCCGACUCCUCGGACAGCAGGCACGUCAUCUGCGUCUACAACCAGACCUUCACCGACCAGGAGGAGGUGGUGAGGCUGGAUGCUGCCAUCCGGGCUACUGGCGUCAAGUGCCAGCUGUCCUACAAGCCUGACGUCUACACCUACCUUGGCAUCUACCGUAAGAACCGCUGGAAGCUGUGCCCCACCAUUUACGAGAGCCGGUUCGACUUGGAGCACAUGCCCAGGCGUUCGCUAAUCACCAAUAAAGUGACCAACACAGAGGUCACUUAGCCCACAUGCUGUUCGGUACUAGGAGGAAAUAAGUGUCACUUUCUUUCUAGCUUGACGCCAGCUCUUGUAGUACAUUGCAGCAGGAGUGUGCUGAUAACUCAUACCAUGAAUUACCUUUUAAAAAGUACGUUUGAUUUGAAAAACAAGAAAAGGUGUCAGUAAAAUGGAAACCCUGCUGUUUUGUGCGCCUCGUUGCAUAAAAUUUAGCGUUUAUCUGUGGGGCACACAUGUCCCUUGUCCCUACGUUGAUUGAAGCUAAACUGUUAAAACUAUAAAUGCUGACGCAAGCCAGCUGUGGGAUAGUGUUCAGAACAGCUCACAAAACAAUAAAAUUAGAAAAAUGAACGGAGCGGUGCAUGUGAUUUUGUUUUACUAAUUCUGUGGCAGCACACUUUUUUCUUUUUCGAUGGUACUGAUUUUAGGAUGUUCUCCGAUAACCCAUCAGCUUUCUAUUCACAGCCAGUACUGAAACGUAUCACUCUACAUGUUACAAGCCACGUUUAGAAUAAAACAGCCAAACGCAGCUAAGCCUGCAAUGCCCAUUCCUGUAUCACACCCCACACGAGGAUUAACCACCCCUCUAUUAUUAUUAUUUAAAUUCAGCCUCAGAAGCCAGAAUGUUUCAUAUGCAGCACAUUAUGUUCUGCCGGACAGAAGAGAAAAAAAUUAAUAAAUGAAAGUGCUUUGUAUGCUCGGGCACGACAGGGUGAAGGAAAUCUGAUCCAGAUGUGUUAAGGAGGCUGUGUGGUCCAGUGGUUAUAGAAACAGGCUUGUAACCAGGAGGUUCAAAUCCCAGCUCAGCCAC